AUAAUAACAAAGACGAGUUCUUUAAUAAUAUUAAAGUUUUUAUUCGAUUAAGAGCCAUUAUAAAGAGUGCACAUCAUUUAAUUUUAAGUAUUUAUUGUGCAAACUAACCGAAAAGGAUGAAGUAUCUAUCGAUACUGCUCUGUGUGAUAAUAUAUGUGUCGUCGGCAAAAUCAUCAUUAAUUAGACAUGAAGACUGCUCAAAAGGAAUAGAAUAUUGGUGUGAACAUGUAAUUAACGCAAAGAAGUGCAACGCAGUAGAUUUUUGUAUUCAAACAGUUUGGGAGAAUCACAUCGUUCAAGUUGACUCAAAUCCACUGUGUGACGACUGUAAGGAAUGGGUGGUACAAGCAAGAGACUUAAUUGCUAAUAAUCAAACCUUUGAUUCACUUAUCAAAACCUUGGAAUGGUCGUGUUCUUUAUGUCCAAAUGAGAAUGGAAGAGAUAAAUGCAAGGAACUUAUUGAAAAUAAUAUCAAUGAGAUUCAGAAGAUUCUUGUUUCACACAUGGAUCCUGAUGCUGUCUGUUCUGCAAUUCAUCUUUGCAAUAACAAGGAGUUUACUAAAAUUUUUAAGAAUCCAGAACCACCGAAGAAGAAGGUCGAGUUGAUGCCAUUUACAUGCGGGCAAUGCAAUCAUAUUGCUGACUUAAUUGAAAAGAAAUUGGACACAACUAAUGGUGAUGAUUUAUUGGAAGGAUUACUCGCUGUUUGUGGACAAAUGUCAUCAUUCUCUGAUUCCUGUUCAAGCUUGAUUCUCACUCAUUUCAAUGACAUCCAAAAACAAUUACCAAACAUCGUCAACAAAGGAAAAAUCUGUCACUCGACAUGCACACAGCAUCACAAAUACAAUGAAGGCAUUAUUGACAUUCAGCCAGCUUUUGAUGAUCCAGAUAUUCCAUGUCAAUUGUGUGAACAACUUAUGAUACAUUUACGUGAGCUAUUAAUAUCCAAUACGAGUGAAAUUGAGUUCAGAAACAUGUUGGAAGGUUUUUGUGGACAGAUGCCGUCAGUUAAGAAUGAAUGCAUUAAUAUUGUUGACCAAUAUGCUGACACAAUCUAUGAAUUCUUAGUCAGUAAAUUAGAUGCUGAUAAAACAUGCACGAUGAUAAAGAUUUGCAAACCAAAAAGUGACGAACGAAUUAUUCAAGCUCCUAAAAUGCCUCUUAUCUCCAGUGACUUAUUUCCACAGCCUAAACAAAUAAGUGUUGACUCAGUUGAAGUUCAUAUCGUUACCAAAGACUCAUUUAAGUUAGUCAAAAAUGGCGCAUUAUGCACAGCCUGUGAAUAUACCAUGCAAUUAGUCCACAUAGAAGUGACUAAGAAUACAAUUCAUGAUAAGAUCCUUCAAACUGUUAGAAAUGAAUGCAAGAGAUUGCCACUUUACGUCGCUGAAUGUGAACAGAUCGUUGAUAUGUUUGGUGAUCAAAUUAUGGAAGCAGUUGAGGCUGGAACUAAUCCACGAUUAGUAUGUCCAAUAAUUAAAAUGUGUCCACCAAGCUACGAUUUUCAUCAUUUUGAAGAAAACAAUGUCAGCGAGAAGCCAACUUGUGCAUUCUGUCUGUUUGCCAUGCAGGAGAUUAAGUCAGUCGUUAAUAAGAAUUCAACAAAAGACAGCAUUUUGAGCGUUUUGGACGGUCUAUGUACACAUUUAUCUGUUAAACUUCAAGGACCAUGCAAGGUUUUCGUAGAAACUUAUUCAGCAGAAGUUGUAGACAUGAUUCUUGCUGAUUUUACGCCACAAGAAGCUUGCGUAUUCAUUAGAUUAUGCACUUCGUCGGAACCUAAACUUAAUAGAAUAAGGUUGCCAGGAAGUCUCGCAAAAUCAUCAUCGGAGUCAAGCGAAGAUAUUACAGACUUUGAAGACGACAGCACAGAAGUAAAAAGCCCAAAAAUUGUUAAUAAUCCACAAUGUCAACUCUGCAAGACAGUUAUUGGGCUACUUGAACAGAGAAUAAUUAAUCAUAAAUCGAAGGACGAAAUUCGUCGCGAACUGGAAAACUCGUGUGCACGUCUGAGAAAGUUCCAAAAGGAAUGCAAGGAAUUUGUUGAUAAAUAUUCUGAUAAAAUUGUUGAAUUAGUAAGUCAAGAAUUAACACCAGAAAAUGUCUGUCGUGAAUUAUUGUACUGUGUAAUGGACAACGAACAAGAUAUGCAAGAUUAUGAUUUUGGAUUAGAUAUCUUGGUUAGAAGUUUCCAGAUUCCAGCAAAAAAUGAAAAUGAAGAUCACGAGGAUAUCGGAUCAACUGGAUGUAUUAUCUGUGAAUUCAUUAUGACCAAGAUGGAAGAGGAAUUGAAUGACAAGACAACAGACGAGGAAAUAAAGAGAACAAUCAAGAAUAUUUGUUCAAAAAUGCCACAAACUGUUUCAAAGGAAUGCAAUCAAUUCAUCGAUUACUAUUUCGAUAUGAUUAUUGUACUUAUUGAGACUACAAAGCCUGACAAGAUGUGUGCUGCUUUAAAGCUUUGUCCAAAAUACAAUCCUCUUCUAGAAGCCAAUCUUCUUGAAAUUAAGAAUGAUAUCUACACUUGUGCUCUCUGCAAGGGCGUUGUUGAUGCUUUAGACACAAUCAUCGAAGAUCCAAAUAUCGACACAAAUCUUGAGAAUUUAGAGGAAAAAGUUUGUCAGAAAUUUGCUGGAAAAUUCAAGGAUAAGUGCCACAACCUGGCCAGUACUUAUGGCGUAGCCAUAAUCAACCUCUUAAAGAACAUUACAGAAUCGGAUCAAAUAUGCUUCAAACUUAACUUAUGUUCUCAAAGUGAGACUUCUGGAAUGGUACAGAUGUCGUAAAUGAAAGACUUUUAACAAAAAAAAAAUAUAUUAUUUUUUAAGGAACUGAUAAUCAAUAUUUUAGUAUUGCUCUUUUUUUAAUUCAGGAUAAUUCAUGCUUAAUAGAAGAAUACACGAUUUAUGUAAUUUCGAAGUUUCAAGUAGAUUUAAUUUAGAAUUCUUUUGUUGUUUCCUUUUGGCUGUUAACGUCGAUUUCAAUUUUAUAAUUUUUAUUUCUUUUAUAUCACUAAUGGAUAUGAAUGCAUGUUUAAUAUAACCAAAGAAUGUAUUUCGUCGAUUUGUAUGAAGAUAAAGUGCCUGAUAAGAUGUCUUUAAUAAAAAAUUCGCGAGUUUGCGUCUGGAU
Messenger RNA from Chironomus riparius, 3129 nucleotides. NCBI's taxonomy places the organism in Eukaryota, Metazoa, Arthropoda, Insecta, Diptera, Chironomidae. The record is from the annotation of a GenBank genome assembly.